This is a messenger RNA of Ipomoea nil (Japanese morning glory), 1278 nucleotides long. RefSeq lists its product as uncharacterized. The coding region runs from base 281 to 1060 and encodes 259 amino acids. The transcript is spliced from 5 exons. Lineage: Eukaryota; Viridiplantae; Streptophyta; Magnoliopsida; Solanales; Convolvulaceae. Gene Ontology annotation, molecular function: protein binding. The record is from RefSeq and is a predicted model, not a curated record.
AACUCAAAUCCAAAUAGGAUACUGCAAAUUGAAGCUCAUCUACAGUAUCUACACCACCACUUGCUGAAAUCCUUUGUUUUCUUGGAUAGUCCCAACAAAGAAUUGGACACUAAUCUCAUAAAAGACUCGAUCUUUCAUGGCGCCCAACAUCUAAGAUCUAUCCUUCAAUUCUGGGUCUUCUGAAUUGAAUCCAGAAGAUUUUCCAAAGAGCUCGAUUGAAGGGAAUAACACCAUAGCCCAUAAGUGUUCUCCGGAUCUUUACACAGAAGAGUGGAGAGAAAUGUUGCAUACAGAAGCGUCAUUUGCGAUUUACAAUUCGGACGAGGGGCUCCCGGGAGAGAUCAGGAAUGGAGAUUCGAUUGCAGAAGCCAUGGAUAGCGGCGGAGAAUUCAGCUUUGGCAAGGGAAUGGGUUUGAUUGAUGAAAAGGAUGGUGAAGGGGAGAAUGAGGAGAAAGAUGAAGGCUUGAAUGGGUUUAAGGAUUUGGGUUUGGGAAUUGAUGGAGAUGAGAAUUACUGUAAGAUGAUGGUGGAAGAGAACCCUUCCAACCCUUUGUUUCUGAGGAAAUAUGCUCAGCUUUUGCAGGCAAAGGGCGAUCUAUCAGGAGCUGAGGAACACUACUUUCUUGCCACCCUAGCUGAUCCCAAAGACGGUGAUAUAUUAAUGCAAUAUGCUAAAUUGGUAUGGGAGCUCUAUCAUGAUAAAGAUCGAGCCUAUAGUUACUUUAAGCGUGCAGCUCUUGCUGCUCCUCAAGAUAGCCAUGUUCUUGGAGCAUAUGCUAGUUUUCUAUGGGAGAUUGAUGAUGGUGAUGAUCAGUCCAACGAAGAGCUACAGGGAGAUGAACAUUAUUCGAGCACAAUUCUAGCUGACCACCAUAGUGAUGGAGAAAUCAUUUCGGAAUACGCAAAUUUCAUCUGGCAACUCCGUCACGACAAAGAUAAAGCAUCAUCCUACUUCAAGAGAGCACUUCAAGCUUCUCCAGAAGAUAGCAAUGUGCUUGCAGCAUAUGCUCGUUUUCUAUGGCAAACAGAGGAAGACGACGAAGAUGCUGCAUCAGAAUGACAAUGGAAUGCCACUGAUCUAAGGCGACGUAGCGAAUUAAAAUGUUUUUCACAAUCCAGAUACAAUGUUGAAAAUGUAUGUUGUGUUGUAUAGCAGGUAAAGCUGCAAUCAAUAAUCUGAAUGUAUUGCCUUCUUGUGAAACAUGAAUUUGGCAGUAGAUGUAUGCAGUACCCUCUUUUUACCAUAAAGUUUCAGAAAUUAAUGAUAUAUUAUCUAUU